Molecule: messenger RNA, 1302 nt
Organism: Zychaea mexicana
Lineage: Eukaryota; Fungi; Mucoromycota; Mucoromycetes; Mucorales; Lichtheimiaceae
Exons: 8
Coding region: 49-1302 (417 amino acids)
Source: RefSeq, a predicted model, not a curated record
CUCUCUUUUCCUUUCUCUUCACUUUUACCUCUUUUUUCAACUGUUACCAUGCCUACAGAUAACACGCCAUCGGACAACGAACGCUCUAGCAGUGAUAAAGAAGCAGCUAAUAUGAAGUUGGAAACAGUCGUUCAACGCUUUCUCGAAAAGUGCAACGAGCUGAAUGAAAAUCCAAGCUUAUGGCGUUUUGUUGAAGAAAACACUGAUUUCAUCGCAAAGAAUUCCGACAGGAAUUCAGCGAUUGAGGCCAAGUGGGCUGGAAUUUUCGGUGCAGCAAUGAAACAGCGUAAAAUCGAAGUAGCAAAAGUAAACAAGAAGCCGGAUUUCGGGGCAGUGGCUUUGAAAAUGUUGGAGCUGGCAAGGGAGUCGAGCAAGGAUCACUCUACAUCAGCAGUGACAGCAACAACAAAAACACCAUCUCACACAUCCUUUUCAACAUCCUUGUCAUCCGCCGACAAAGCUAGACUGGCUCAAACGUUCCAAAAUCUGAAAGAAGAUAGGUUCUGGGCGCUUCAUUUGGAUGAAAGUCUCAAUGUUGAUCAGAGAGUAAUCGAAUUCGCCCGAUCAUGCAACUACUAUCACCCGUCGCAAUCUUUGAUCUUGGAUUUGGGUGAUGGUAACUGGGAAACAGUAUUCAGCGGCGCCCAGCUAGACAGGAUCGAAGCAUUUGGUGAUCCACUAUUUUGUGAUUUGCCGGCUGAGAUCAUCGAGAUUCUGAACGAGGUGUCAAAAUUGAAAACCCCGAUGGAGGCGUACAAGUUCGCUCGCACUUUGGAUUUCGAUCCUAUAAAAGAGCCUCUGAAGCAUUGGGUGAGCCUCGAGCUCCAAAAAAGCUCGCAACUGCACUUCUACGGCGAUUUUCAUUUAACAAGUAUGCUGGAGUCAGAUCAGCAGUACGAGAUGUGGUCCUUUUUGAAGUCCAUGGUGAACGGCAAUAAAAUCAAGGCAGUAGGCAAAGAAGGGUCGAGCAAAGCGAAUGCCGACGAAAACAACAAGAAAAGGUGCAUAUCUGCCGUAGACCCCGCGAUACACCGCAAAAUGGGGCGUAAAAUGGACCUGCUCUACGAAAGUAGCGGCAAAGAGCUAGGUUGCAUUGAGAUUGGCAAGGACGAAGACCAGACGAAGGAGAUGAAGGAUGGGCUGUUGAAGAUGCCCAUCGUCAUGCAUGACAUGCUUUUGCAAGUGGCAUUUUCAGAAAGUCUCUUACGUUGCGUGCAUGUGCUCGGCUUCGUGAUAGUUGGUAUGUGCAUCCCCCAAAUGUCAUCGUCUAUGAAGUCUAACAGUGAAACAUCUCCGACCUAA